AUGUUAUCAGAUAUGUUGAAAUUUGUUGAAUUGGUUUGCUGUAUAUUGCUUUUGGCAAACUUAAUUACAACUUCAACAUCAUCUGGCUUUGACAGUAUCGAAUGUGAUCCGCACUCGAGUCGAGCAAGAACGGGUCGAGCUCGGUUAAUAGCUUCAAUACCAUGUGAUCUCACUAAGCAAUCUUAUUGCAAUCUCCCGGGUGAAUUUUAUCCUUGGAAUGCAGUAAAAAAGUUUGUAUAUGAAAACCAAGGAUUGGUUCGACGUAUGUAUGGAGAUAUGCGACAUAUUUUUGUUAUGCAAUCAGAGUUAUCAAAUGAAGUCGAUUAUGAUGAUAUCCAGCAUACAGCAGAUAAAUAUUCAAAAGCGUUCAACAUGCAUAAUCAGAGACAGAUGAAGGCAAAGAAAGAUACGAUUGAUAGGAAAAACUUUAGAAGCGAAACUGAACCGUAUUUCCGACCUGCACAAAGACCGUCUGCAAUCAACUCAAAGCAGAAGACAAAACCACCAAAAAUAACUUCUAACGAACAAACUGAGUUACUCUUAGAUAAUUUGAUUAAAAGUAAUGUUGACGCAAUUACAGAAGGUGCCAAAAUGAAAGAUGAAAAUUCAUCAAGUUCUGGGGAGUCGGUGAAAACCACAAUAUUAACAUCAGUGCCAUCAGCUUCAACAACGCCGUCCAGUCUCAAGAAAAUCAAAGACGAAUACGAAGUGUCAGAUCAUUUAAAUGAAAUAAAUACAACAGCAGCAACAACGAAUGUUAAGAAUAUAGUGAUAAACUUAUUUAGUAACAUAUCAUCGGCUUUGUCAUCAUCAUCAACAACUUCAACAAUAAGUUCAUUAAAAACAUCGCCUGUCGCUUCAUCUGUAGAUGAUGAAAAACUUUCCACAACCUCUGAGCGCAAUGACAUUCUCGAGAAGGUGGAAGAGUUAGAGAAAGAAAUUUUCAACGAUAUUGAGCAACUAACACAAAAUGAAAGUGAACCCAUCUUAGGAAAUGAAGAUGGUGACAGAAAAAAUACGAAAGAACCACAAACCACUACCACAGAGACUCAGCUGUUUCAAGAUACAGUUCAAAAGGAUAAAGAACCAACACCAGUCGUUAACCGUCGUGGAGUUAAUGCAUGUCCAGUGAAGGAAGAAGUUGUAGCUCCGUUUUGGGGAAAUAACACGAGAGGCGAAAUUCUGGCACUACUGAACGUUUAUCCAUUUGAACAAUACAUAAAUUGGGAGAAAUGUACACACGAACAUGAACAGAUGUACUGUCGCCAUGGAUGUAAAUGCGAACAACAAUAUCGCCUGCAUAGAUUGCUUGCUUAUAAUCCGAUGGAUGCAUGUCGAGGAAUAUUUUCCGACUGGUUUCGAUUCCCAUCUUGUUGUAUAUGUAAAUGUUAUGAUAUUCCAUUUGAUUAUCGUGUCACAUCAAGAAGUCCUCGUGGAUCGGAGAAGAUUCUUCAAGAAGCUCAUGAAACGGAAACUUCCUUCUCAUUGUUCGAUGAAGACGAUGAUGAAAAUUUCUUUGAUGAUCCUGAAUAG
Molecule: messenger RNA, 1533 nt
Organism: Clunio marinus
Lineage: Eukaryota; Metazoa; Arthropoda; Insecta; Diptera; Chironomidae
Source: the annotation of a GenBank genome assembly